CAAUUGAUCCAGCUUCGGUCGAUCUGAAACUUCUUUGGUGACAUGGCCAACAUCGUAUCGACUCAGUUUGGGAAAACGAGGCUGGUGAUCGAUCUUACCAUGUUCGAGGUACGUCCAAUUUAGUGACGUACCAUGAGCUUUAUCGGCCAUAUCUCGAAGUGGCUGGCUUGUUUAGUGUUUUGCCCUGGUCCCUAUGAACUCCGAUGCGAGUUUGAUUACUGCGCUCAUAGAGCGGUGGCGACCCGAGUCCUCGACAUUCCAUUUACCGUUUGGUGAGUUCACGAACACGUUAGAGGACGUUGUGACACUGUCCGGUCUGGCGAUCGACGGUGAUGCCGUCGUAGUUGACAUACCGGAUGAGGAGUGGUCGAAGAUCUGUUUGAGACUGUUAGGACGGGUUCCAGCUAAUGUUUCAGGCGGUGUCGGUGUCGUUAUGACUAUUUGGCUGGGGGAUGAAUUCAGUCAUCUGCCAGGAAAUGCAUCCCAGGAGGUUACAGAGAAGUUUGCACGAGCUUAUGCUCUAUCUCUGAUAGGAGGUGUAUUGUUCCCAGAUCGGUCUAGAGCUACGGUGCACCUACAGUACCUACUUCUGGUUGAGGAUUGGCUGAGAGCUGAACGGUUCGCCUGGGGAGCAGCUGUUUUAUCCUACAUGUACCGUGAGAUGGGUAGGUUAACUUUGCACAUUACUCAUUCCUCCACUUCUCUAGGCGGUGACCAUGGUGGAUGGGUCGCCCUAAUGCAGCUCUGGGCGUGGGAGCGAUUCCCACAUCUGAUACCACGACAUUCAGAGACGAGGGCACAGAUUUCCAAGGAUGCAUCCCCACGUGGUCUUCGAUGGCUUCCGGCCAACAGUUGUCAGUAUGUUGACCAGCUAUUCCAGUACAAGUUGUGGUUUGACGAGAUGGAUACCAUGGUGUGGCAACCUUACGUUGAGAGAGCACUUCAUCUCAGAAGAAGUGUGAUACAGUCUGAGACGUUUCGAGCAGUAGUGUCACUUAUCUGCUUUUCAUUGGUGAUGUGGCACCAUCCUGACCGCGUGCUUUGGAAGUUUGGAUGAGGCAGCAUGAGCCUCAUCCGCCACAUUCUGAGGCUGAGGUUAGGUUUUUUCUUUGUCAGACUACUCGUGGGCCAUCGCGUGGGUAGCAGUUGGUACACCACUACAGAGAGUCAAUUGCUUUUUGGAACCGUCGACAAGACUUUGUAGCGACGGCUCCAUACAGUGAUGAGGUCUUAGCCUACCACUUGGAGCAUAUGGAGUGGUAUCGAGAUGUCACCAGACGUUCAGGCACACAGAGAGGAGUUGCAGCAGAGGCAUUGUACGACACCUUGGAGCAUGCUGAGUUGAGUUUACGUGAUGGAGUAAGGGCUGGAGGAUUGUCCACCGACCAGUGUGAAGAGUUGGCCAACAUGAUAGCAUCAGGGGUUGCUACUUUAGGUUUGGAGCGGCGCAGACACCCUGAUCUCACAGUACCUGUACAGCCAGCUUAUGAUCAGCCCGUCAUGGCUGCCUGGCCAGAGCGUACUGAUCCAACACCGGACUGGGUAGUCCCGGAGGCACAGUUCAUACAGG
This is a messenger RNA of Linum tenue, 1570 nucleotides long. NCBI's taxonomy places the organism in Eukaryota, Viridiplantae, Streptophyta, Magnoliopsida, Malpighiales, Linaceae. The record is from the annotation of a GenBank genome assembly.